AUGUCCGACUCCUACACCAGUUCCUCCUACUACUACAGCUCCACCAGCAAAGGCGACAGCGGCACCUCAACCACAACCGGCCACCGAUACACAACAACCUCCCUAACCGAAGCCGACGGCACAACCAUCGUCCGCACAGCGAGACAAGACCUCGGCCAACCGCUCAUAAUCGAAGAACACCGCUACGACAGCACAGGCCAAGAACAACUCGCCCUCCCCGGACCCAGCGGAUCUUCCGCCGGCGGUGUCCGACGCAUAACAGACCUCGACGAAGAAGGGUCGUCCGAAUUAUCAGCCUUUGACGCGGAGGCUUCGUUUAGCAGUGGCGCCACGCCGCAGUUUGAUGGCGCGGCCGUGCCGUUUGGAACGAGGGUUGUGGAUGUAGAUACGGGUGCUUAUGAUGAGCAUAUGCAUUAUUUUGGGGAUAAGUCGAUGAGACAUCAUCGGGAGUUGAGGGAUGCGAGUGGGAGGAAGUUUACGAGGGAUGUGGAUUUUGAUCCGUCAGGGAGGAGUGGGACGGCGCAUGAGAGGAGGAGGUUUGAGAAUCCGGAGACGGGGACGGAGGUGGAGAAGGAUGAUGAUGUUGAGGUUUCGGAGGUGAUUUAG
This is a messenger RNA of Penicillium subrubescens, 606 nucleotides long. RefSeq lists its product as uncharacterized. Bases 1 to 606 code for a protein of 201 amino acids. Lineage: Eukaryota; Fungi; Ascomycota; Eurotiomycetes; Eurotiales; Aspergillaceae. The record is from RefSeq and is a predicted model, not a curated record. The transcript has a single exon.